GUGCGUCACGUAGCUGCGCGCAUGUCUGAACCUUGUAUUUGUCAGCCUAGAUGUGAGGGUGCCGUCCGCCCUUCUUCGAUCGGAAACUCGCACUGACGUAAAGAAGCCAGAGCAGGCAGUUCUACGGGUUAAUUAAGAGCUUUAAAACCGUAAUUUACACCAAGUCCACGCCUUUUUUUUUUCGUUUUUGCUUCUUGUCUCCUGGAAACAUCCUCGUUUGGUGACUGGAGCACUAACAAAAAAAACCCCACAGGCAUGGCUGAUCUGCUGAGGCUGCUGCUCAAGGUGGCUGAAAAGGCUGCUAACGUGGCUCGGGUCUGCAGGCAGGAGGCUCCCCUCUUCCAGCUCCUUGUGCAAGAAAAGACCGGAGAUGACAAGAACAAGAAGUUCGUCCAAGACUUCAAGACGCUCGCCGAUGUGGUGAUUCAGGAGAUGAUCCGGCAUGAUGUUGGCGCUCAGUUCCCUGACAUGGCUGAAUUCAUUCAUGGCGAGGAGUCUAACAAGUUUGAAAACGGGCUUGGAGAGAGUGUGAUAGUCACGGUUUGUAGCACAGCGGAGGAGACGGCGGCGUUGCUGGCCACCGUGCUUGACGGUGACCACACAGCAGCUUCUCUGCUGGCUAAAGCCAUCCACCAAGACCCGGCGACCGUCGAGGCAAACACUGAUGGCCUGACUGUUUCCCUCAGCCCCUCUGAGCUCGGCAUCUGGAUCGAUCCCAUAGAUGCUACCAGCCAGUACAUACAGGGCCGAGAGAAGGAGCUGGAGGAAGGCCGCUUGUCUCCAUCGGGUCUGCACUGUGCGUUGGUUCUCAUCGGCGUUUACCUGCGGAGCACAGGCGAGCCCAUCAUGGGCGUCAUCAAUCAGCCGUUUCACCACAAAGAUCCAGCAGGCGGGGGGUGGAAGGGAAGGCAUUUCUGGGGCGUGUCCUGGGACGGCAUUAACAUCUGCUCUGUGUCCCAGCCGAAAGAUGGAGAGGAUCGAGGGCUGUCUGUGGUGCUGAGCUCCAGUGAGAAGCAGGUGGUAAAAGGUGUGCUAGCCUUGCUCUGCAGCUCUGACAAGCUGAUGUACGCCUCUGGAGCCGGCUACAAGAUCCUGUGUGUCAUUGAGGGCCUGGCUGAUGUUUACAUCCUCUCAGAGGGAAGCACCUUUAAGUGGGACUCCUGCGCUCCUCACGCCCUGCUCCGAGCACUCGGUGGGGGGGUGGUGGACUUGACUAAGCGUCUACAGAUGACCAGUGAAGGACAGGAUCACACAGCAGAACUGACCUAUCAUGAGCCUGACACUGAGUGCAAAGGAGCUGACCGCUGGGCUAACCGUGGCGGCCUGGUGGCUUAUCGAGACUGUUCAAAGCUCAACACUGUCAUCGCAGCUCUGAAGGGCAAGCUGUAGAUGAUGGAAGAGCAGAUGUAGCCGGCACGAUCUGAAGCAUUUAUACACAUGAUCAUGUUUUCGAUAUUAGGCAAGGAAAAUUAUGGGUGUAGAGGUUGAAAUAUUUAAUUCAUAAAUGAUACAGUCUUCUUCUUAACCAGAUGCUUAUGCAGUCGUGUGUGUGUGUGUGUGUAUAUAUAUAUAUCGCAAAGUGACAAUCAGCUUUGAGCCAAAUUAUAUUUGCAAAUGUUUGAAUUUCAGUCAAAGAUGGAGCUGAGACUGAUUCCAACUUUUGUAAAGGAAAAUAAAGUUUGGAUUAAAAGCUCCAAACAUUUAGUUUCCAGGCAUCUUUAUGAUGUCAUCAAAGGUUGAUUAAGCUGGUGCUUGAGAAUAAAGAAGCUCCACCUGCCUACUGUUCAAACCUUCUAUUUGUGAGGACCAGCCAAUCAGGAUAAAGUUGGCUUAAAGGGAAAGGAGCUAAUUUGGCUUGUUUGACAGUGAAUACAACAUAAACGAGGUUUAUUUCAGACUGUUAACUUUGAACUGAAAAUAAACACAGGGGUGAAAGAAGCAAGAGGGACACGAUCCUUGCAGGACAAUUGGCACUUGGGUUAUGAAAAAGGAGAAAGCAAAACAAAUGUGAUGUUUAUGAAUCAAUCAGGUAAAUGGAAGAAAAUAACAUGCUGGCAAUUAAGGUAGUUGACAAUUUAUCAAAAGAUCCAUGUAGGGUAGUUAUUUUAUGUCAAAACCACAAAGGUAAUACUAUUAUCAAUUAAUGAAAUGCACUGAAUUUAUAUAUUCUAGAAUGGGCUGCCCGUUAUUAUCUUUUUUUUUUCUUUAGAAUAGCCCCCUCAGGUUCAUUGAGUGCAAUAGACGGAGGAUGAUGAGCAACAAUCAGUUUUGAUGCGUCAUUCCGGGCUAAAUAUUUGUAAAUGUGAUGUAGCUCAGACAUGCAUUGAUUAAGUUUUGCAUUUAGAGUGUUUAAUAUAGUUGCGAGGAGCUUGAGUGCUCACUGCUGGGCAGCUGAGGAACACUCCAGGAAAGGUAAUGGUAAUCGCAGGGUCGCUUCUGAAAACAAGAUUUUUCUUUGCUUUAAUGAGGCAAGUGAGA
Messenger RNA from Maylandia zebra (zebra mbuna), 2478 nucleotides. It is a transcript of the gene inpp1, whose product is annotated as inositol polyphosphate-1-phosphatase. Gene Ontology annotation, biological process: phosphatidylinositol phosphate biosynthetic process. Gene Ontology annotation, molecular function: inositol-1,4-bisphosphate 1-phosphatase activity. The record is from RefSeq and is a predicted model, not a curated record. NCBI's taxonomy places the organism in Eukaryota, Metazoa, Chordata, Actinopteri, Cichliformes, Cichlidae.